GUAUUGUACAGAGUGCCAACGCGGACUGCUUUUCUUCAAACUCCAACUUGUAACGCAGCAGGCGUGAAGAAGCUUACAGGAGGCGCUGUUGUGGUGAUCACAAUGCUGGUGAGGUCGCUUGCAUCUCUCUGCCUGCUGGCCGCUGUCGCCUUCGCCGUCCCUGCUCAGGAGAAACGUGUCCAUCACCAUGCCGAUCUCAGUGACCAUGCCCACGAUGACGCUCACGGCUUCCAGUACGACCACGAAGCCUUCCUGGGGAAGGAGGAGGCCAAGACCUUUGACCAGCUGACCCCAGAGGAGAGCAAAGACAGACUGGCGAAGAUUGUGGACCGUAUUGAUACAGACAAAGAUGGAUUCAUCAACCAUGCCGAGCUUCAUUAUUGGAUCAAACACCGUCAGAGGAGUUACAUCGCGGAGAACGUGAACAGACACUGGAAGGAUUAUGAUAAAAACGAGGACGACAAGAUAGCCUGGGAGGAGUACAAAAACACCACCUAUGGCUACUAUCUCGGUGAGGAGUUUGACGACAUCGAGGACAAGGCUACCUACAAGUCCAUGCUGACCCGAGACGAAAGACGCUUUAAGAUGGCCGAUCGGGACGGCGACGGGAUCGCCACGCGUGAGGAGUUCACUGCCUUCCUCCAUCCAGAGGAGUUUGAUUACAUGAAAGACUUGGUUGUACAGGAAACAGUUGAGGACAUUGAUAAGAACGGCGACGGCAAGAUCAACUUAGACGAAUACAUUGGUGACAUGUACACACCAGAGGAGGGAGAGAGUGAACCUGAGUGGGUCCAGACCGAGAAGAAACACUUCAAUGAGUUCAGAGAUGCCAACAAGGACGGUUACCUGGAUUCCAGUGAGGUGGCCCACUGGAUUUUGCCAGGAGAAGUGGACCAUGCUGACAAUGAAGCCAAACAUUUGAUCCACGAGACCGACACCAACAAGGAUGAGAAAAUAACCAAGAAGGAAGUCCUGGCCAACUGGAACAUGUUUGUGGGCAGCCAGGCCACCAAUUACGGAGAAGAUCUAACAAAGAGACACGACGAACUUUGAUGAGCUGUUGUGUUCCAGGAGGAGCUCAUCGGGGUUUUGUUGGUUCUCUUAAGUUUGUUCACAGGGGAGGGCGCGGGAGGGGGGUGUUUGUGUGUGGGAUUGUUGGGACAGGCCACUGGGUUCGACUCUGAUCGAGAGUAUGAACGCGUACUCUUGUUCACGCUCGCUCACGCUCAGCUACUAUUCAACACGCUGUCACAUACUGUGUAUGUGGAUACAGGUGAUGCACUCCCACAUUUCUCACUCUCACAGAAGUAUUUCAAUUUGAUAGUACAGUGUGUUUUGAGUUUGAGCUUCGAAAGUGGUCGUAACAUUUCUGAAUGACAACAGAGAACCGUCAUGGUGACGUACACUCCAUUGUUUGUGUCUGUCUUGUAAGUGAAUAUAAUUUGAGAAACAAAAGGCAAGCUUGUAGCAGUUAUUGCUACAGCUGCACUACGUGAUGUGUGUAGCGUGUCAGUAAACAUCCAACUUUGGCUGCUAAAAUAUGUUACUGCCAAAAGAACUGUUACAAACUGCCAGGACAAAUAAACCGUUUUUUUUUUA
Molecule: messenger RNA, 1599 nt
Organism: Dunckerocampus dactyliophorus (ringed pipefish)
Lineage: Eukaryota; Metazoa; Chordata; Actinopteri; Syngnathiformes; Syngnathidae
Gene: rcn3
Product: reticulocalbin 3, EF-hand calcium binding domain
Exons: 8
Coding region: 103-1053 (316 amino acids)
Cellular component (GO): endoplasmic reticulum
Molecular function (GO): calcium ion binding
Source: RefSeq, a predicted model, not a curated record